Messenger RNA from Cylas formicarius (sweet potato weevil), 1761 nucleotides. Its product is annotated as UDP-glycosyltransferase UGT5-like. Gene Ontology annotation, molecular function: UDP-glycosyltransferase activity. Lineage: Eukaryota; Metazoa; Arthropoda; Insecta; Coleoptera; Brentidae. The record is from RefSeq and is a predicted model, not a curated record. The transcript has 4 exons. The coding region runs from base 16 to 1560 and encodes 514 amino acids.
CGUCUCAUUGUGAAAAUGACUAUACUAUACUAUAAAAUUAUUAUUUUCGUGCUGUGUUUCGUGUCGAGCAGUUUUGGUGCGAAUGUUUUAAUAAUUUUUUCUCAGCCGGCGAAGAGCCAUUACAUACUGGGAAAUGGUUUGGCAACAGGACUGGCGAAACGUGGAUUUAAUGUAACUAUUGUGAGUCCUUUUGAAGAAAAACAUCCACCGGAAAAUUAUCACCAAAUAGUGUUGGAUGGAGUUGUAGAGAAGAUGGAGGAAAACUUAAUUAAGGGAAAUUUCAACGUAUUUGAAUUCGGUGACACCUCACCAAUGCUUCAAUCCUUAAUUUUGAAUACCAUGAGUACCGAAUUUGCGAAUCAAUUUUUCGCACACCAAAAGGUGCAAAAUCUGCUGAAAUCCGAAGAACAUUUUGACGUCGUCGUGAUAGAACAAUUUUUAAACGAUGCCACGAAGAUCUUUGCGCAUCACUUUAAAGCGCCCUUAAUAAUUGCCAGCAGCCUAGGACCGAAUAUCUGGGUAAAUGAUUUGGUGGCAAAUCCUGAACCACCCGCUUAUGUGCCGAAUGUAUUUUUGAAUUUUAAUGACGAAAUGGGUUUUACUGAACGACUUUACAAUUUUCUGUUUGGAAUUUUUUGCCAAUUGAAUACGCAUUUUGUGGUUUAUCCUACCCAAAGUAAAAUACUGAAGAAAUAUUACCCCAUCGGUCCAGAUCUCGACGGCAUUAUCUAUAAUGUGUCACUGGUGUUCCUUAAUUCGCACGAAAGUAUCAAUGAACCUGUACCGAUAGUUCCAAAUAUGGUUCACAUAGGAGGGUAUCAUGUAACUCCACCUAAAAAGCUACCGAAAGACUUACAACACUUCUUGGAUAAUUCAAAAGAAGGAGCGAUAUAUUUUAGUUUGGGUUCCAAUGUAAUUCCAUCCCAAAUGCCUAACGCUACGAGAGAUGCAAUUUUGAAGGUUUUGGGAUCGAGGAAAGAAAAAAUUUUAUGGAAAUGGGAUCAGGAUUCAUUACCUAAUCAACCCCCAAAUUUCAAGCUGUCCAAAUGGUUUCCCCAGCAGGAUUUACUAGCGCAUCCGAAUAUUAAACUGUUCAUCACUCAUUGCGGUCUACUAAGCACCACGGAGACGAUUUACCAUGGAGUACCAAUCCUCGGAUUUCCCGUUUUCGGAGACCAAAAGUUGAAUGCUGCGCGCGCUGCCACUCUCGGGAUAGGAAAAUUCAUCGAUUUUUCUAAAAUAAAUGAAAAUAAUUUGGAGGAAGCUCUAAACGAAGUAUUGGAUAAUCCUAAAUACUUGCAGAACGCAAAAUAUAGAUCCCAGCUAAUGCACGACCGUCCAGUUAAACCUAUGGACUUGGCCGCAUACUGGGUCGAUUACGUCAUAAGGCACAAGGGGGCGCCACAUCUGCGGGUUGCGGGAGUCAAGUUACCAUUGUACAAAUAUUUGAUGCUAGACGUUCUCGCAGCAAUAUUUGCUAGUAUUUUUACGCUUUUUUAUUUGGUUUACAGAAUUGUGAAAUACUGUAGGGCUCCAAGCGUAAAAGAGAAGCAACAUUAAGUUCCAAAGGAAUAACUUUCACGCUUGCUUUGUGAUAUUGAAAUGAUAUAUUGAGCUGUAUUAUUUUGCGUUAGACGUAGCGCUCUAAAAAGGAUUUAUUAACUUAUUAAAUAGCAAAAUUAUAUAAUUGUUAUUAUUUUUUAGUUCCUCGAUGGUUAUUUAUUACAUAUAUACAUAGUUCCCCACUGUGACCGUCCAUCA